AUGACUCCCACGAAUACAUCGCCAGAGCGAAAGGGCAGGGCGGUGCGCUCGUCCCUGGCAUGUCUGCCCUGCCGCUCGCGUCACCUGAAGUGUGAUGGGAAGCGACCGUGUUGCAGCCGGUGCGCGGAGACCGCGAGAGACUGCGAUUAUGCGAGAUCGCGCCGCGGCGGCUUGAACCGCGCAGCGCUCGCAGAGAGGCGUAGAUGCCCUGCUGGGGUAGCUGGGGACUCGAAUUCCCAGUCAUCGACGAGGAUCCGGCAGGGUCGGAGCUCGACGUCGCGAUCGAGGGAGGCGGACUCGCCCGGCAGUGGUGGGCUACUUUAUGCCAUCAGUACGGGGGACGAGGCCGCUGGUGUUGCGUCGCCCGCGGCAACUCGAGUGCAUACGGAUGCCAUGGGGAGUGAUACGUUGAUCGACGCAUAUUACAUGAGCUUCCACCGAUUUCAUCCGUUCAUCCUCCCCCAGAAACACCUCACGCGGCUCUAUCACGAUCCGAGCACACAGUCUAGACUCCGGCCACUACUUGCCAUCUUACGGCUGAUUGGAAGUAUCAUGAGCUCGCGAAGAUGGUCAGCUUCGCUGAAAGAUCAUGUUGAGGCCUGUCUCGCAGAAGCACCGCCUACGGACCCAACCAUGGUUCAAUGUCGCCUGUUGUAUUCCAUGGUGUUGUUCUGGUACGGCUAUGAAGCCGACGCCAAGCGGGAAAUGGACAUGGUGGUCCGACUCGCGACUGAUCUCCAAAUGUAUCUCCGGGAUUUUGCGGUGCUGCACGGGGGCGAGGAUGCUGCUCUCCGGGAAAGCUGGAGAAGGACAUGGUGGAUGGUGUAUAUCAUCGAUGCUUAUUACGCAGGGACUCUGGGGACUAACACGUCCGAUUUGUGGAAUAUUGACAUUACAGCUGAGUUACCGUGUGAAGAGCACGAGUUUGAGUCGGGGGAGAUCCCCAAGCCCAAAUCUUUGAGUGAGUUUGAGUCACGCGAAUUCGCCUUGGACAGUAUCCCAUUCUCCUCGUUUGCCUACCUGAUUGGCGCCGUACGAUGCAUGGCCCUGGCAAUGUCCACAGCCCCGAAGAGCGCCAGCAAGCAAGACCCAACCCAUAUCAUGCAGGCCGCCGACUCCUUCCUUGACGGAUGGCGGCUGCUGUUACCGAAAAACCGCAAGGAGAUCAUAUCGAAGUCAGGAGAAAUCGACGAAUUGAUGUUUCAAGCACACAGCCUCAUCAACAUAACAACAAUCGCCAUCCACCGACCAUUUUCCGACCUCAAAUUCAACCCCGUAGAGGAUGUCUCCAGCUGUGCCCGGGAGCCCCCAUCCAACACCCCGGUAUCAGAUUCUGCGAAUAUGCACACUGUACGCGUUCUUCGAUCUGUUGAGGCCCAGGUUCGCCUGCUAGCCUUACCGACACGCCAGUUCCACCAUACCCCGUUCGUUACAUGCAUGAUCAGCGGCGGAGCACUGUCCCUGCUAUCAGCAUGUAGAUUUGUGCUCCAGGGAAAGGACCUGGCGAUUGCAAGGGGCCAAAUUCGCAUGACUAUCGGGUGUCUUUUGGCGAUCGGCGAGGUGUGGCCGCGGGCUGCCAGGAAUGUGCGCGAGAUUCAGAUCAUUGCGCGCCGUGUGCUCGACCUUGAGACCGGGACGGCGAGCAAGAGUGAAACAGCCAGAUCUAGCGACGUGCCAAGUCUGUCGGAUGGCGAAGAACAGGAAGGUACCGCCCCGGAUGUCGACGCUCCCAUCAAUGACCCUGAGGUCUUCCCUUCGUUUGCAUCAAUCGACAGCCUCGGCGGGUGGUGCAAUUUGAGCGACCUGGAUCUGGACCUUUCGUGGGGAUUGAAUAACGGAUCAGGAUUUUGA
Messenger RNA from Aspergillus campestris IBT 28561, 1851 nucleotides. Its product is annotated as putative C6 transcription factor. The record is from RefSeq and is a predicted model, not a curated record. The coding region runs from base 1 to 1851 and encodes 616 amino acids. Gene Ontology annotation, molecular function: DNA binding; DNA-binding transcription factor activity, RNA polymerase II-specific; zinc ion binding. The transcript has 3 exons. Lineage: Eukaryota; Fungi; Ascomycota; Eurotiomycetes; Eurotiales; Aspergillaceae. Gene Ontology annotation, biological process: regulation of DNA-templated transcription; DNA-templated transcription.